Messenger RNA from Monomorium pharaonis (pharaoh ant), 351 nucleotides. RefSeq lists its product as uncharacterized. The transcript has a single exon. The record is from RefSeq and is a predicted model, not a curated record. NCBI's taxonomy places the organism in Eukaryota, Metazoa, Arthropoda, Insecta, Hymenoptera, Formicidae. The coding region runs from base 1 to 351 and encodes 116 amino acids.
AUGGCGGAGCUUCGAGUUCGGGACCUCGACGACUCUGCCACGAGGGAGGAAAUCGCGGCUGCGGUCUGCGACGUGGGAAAGUGCGCCGAGGGAGAGGUGCGAGUCGGGGCGGUCAGAGGGGCUUACGACGGCCUGAGUAUCGCCUGGAUCCGCUGCCCGGUGGCCGCGGCCAAUAAGAUCGCCGCGGUGGGCCGGGUUACGGUCGGCUGGGCGCUGUGUUGUGUGCAGCUGCUCGCCGCGCGGCCCCUCCAGUGCUAUAAAUGGGGAGCGAGGGCGCGUGGGAUCGCGCUGUCCCAACCGGGACGUCGACUGUACCGGAUUGUGCUACCGGUGCGGUCGACCGGGACAUAG